AUGAAACUAGUUUUUGUUACGGGGACAGAUACAGACGUCGGAAAGACUCAUGUUGCUGCAGCACUCACUCGUGCUUGGGAUGCCAACUACUGGAAACCAAUACAAACUGGUACAACGUCUGAUCCUGGAGACACAACGACUGUUCAGACUUUAACACGGCUUCCGAAUGCCCGCUUCUGUAGACCACAAGUUGAACUUGAGUACCCGUUGUCUCCGUGGCGAGCAUCUUUAAAAGAAGGAUUAGUUCCCGUGAAGGUUUCGGACAUUGAAAUUCCAGACGAAUUUAAUAUCAGUCCACGGCCGUUGGUGAUUGAAGGAGCCGGUGGCCUUAUGGUUCCCAUAAAUGAGAAGGAGAUCAUGACUGAUCUUAUUAUUAAGUUCAAAAGCCCCGUGAUUUUGGUGGCAAGAAGUGGUUUGGGAACGUUAAACCACACCUUGUUGAGUAUUGAACAUCUACGUUAUAAAGGAGUCAGAGACAUCUACGUGGUCUUCAAUGGACCAUUGAAUAAGGAUAAUCAAGAAGCAGUGGAGGCAUUUGCACCAGAUGUAAAGAUUUUAGCAUGUAUUCCACCAUGUGAAAAUGGAAUCGAGGGUCUGGUGGAGUACAUUCCAAGUAUUGAAUUCUUAAGGGUCUAA
Messenger RNA from Sungouiella intermedia, 636 nucleotides. The record is from the annotation of a GenBank genome assembly. Lineage: Eukaryota; Fungi; Ascomycota; Pichiomycetes; Serinales; Metschnikowiaceae.